UUGGAGAGAGAGAGAGAGAGUUGCAGCAGAACGCCCCCCGCAGGGAGAGAGAGUGUGACAUUGUUUUUGUCCCUUUUCGAUCUUUCUUCAUCUUCUUCAAAAAAGAGAGAAAGAGAGACAACAAAAGCGAGAAGAAAGGAGCCUUUUCGCCUUCUUCCUCCCUCUUCUGUUGAGUUUUUUUUGCCAUAAAAGCCAUCAUCUCACAUCAUCAGCUUUUUUUGGUUUUUGUGUCAACAUCUCCGUUGGAAUCGGGUGUUUGCGCGAGUUUCUUCAUGAACGAUCCUCCCGAUUCUAGUAGUGGCGAGGGCCUCUGAACCAGGAGAUCUUCGUGUUUCUUUGUUGAACAGCUGAUUCGGUCUCUCUCUAUCUUGCGUUGUGCUCACACUUUUUGAGAUAAUGGGGCGUCGCAGAAUAAGAUCAAGGAUUCGGAAAAGCCAUUUUUACACCUUUAGAUGCCUUAGGCCAAAAACCCUAGAAGAUCAAGAACCCCAUAGCAUUAAUGGACCUGGAUACACUAGAAUUGUUCACUGUAACCAGCCUCAUAUGCAUCUGGCUAAAGUCCUCAGAUACACCUCUAACUAUGUGUCCACCACUAGGUAUAACCUCAUCACCUUCUUGCCCAAAUGCUUGUAUGAGCAAUUCCACCGUGUUGCCAAUUUCUACUUCCUCGUUGCUGCAAUUCUCUCUGUCUUCCCUCUCUCCCCAUUCAACAAAUGGAGUAUGAUUGCACCUUUGAUUUUUGUGGUCGGGCUUAGUAUGGGUAAAGAGGCUUUGGAGGACUGGCGCCGGUUUAUGCAGGAUGUGAAGGUCAAUUCCAGGAAAGCCAUUGUUCAUAGAGGGGAUGGUGUUUUUGGUCGUAGGAAGUGGAACAAGAUCCGUGUUGGGGAUGUUGUCAAGGUGGAAAAGGAUCAAUUUUUCCCUGCUGAUUUGCUCUUAUUGUCAUCAAGUUACGAGGAUGGGAUCUGUUAUGUCGAGACCAUGAACUUAGAUGGCGAAACCAACCUCAAAGUUAAGAGAUGUUUGGAUGUUACCUUGCCUUUGGAACGGGAUGAUGCUUUCCACACUUUUUCUGGAACUAUCAAAUGUGAAGAUCCCAAUCCUAACCUGUAUACGUUUGUUGGAAAUCUUGAAUAUGACGGCCGGGUUUAUCCGCUCGAUCCUAACCAGAUUCUCUUGAGAGACUCAAAGCUCAGGAACACGGCUUAUGUCUAUGGGGUGGUGAUAUUUACUGGCCAUGACACAAAAGUCAUGCAGAAUUCAACAAAAUCCCCUUCAAAGAGAAGCAGAAUUGAAAAGAGAAUGGACUACAUCAUAUAUACUCUCUUUGCCCUCCUUGUGACCGUCUCCUUCAUCAGCUCACUGGGUUUCGCAGUGAUGACAAAGAUGCAUAUGGGAGAGUGGUGGUACUUACGACCAGAUAAGCCCGAGCGCUUAACUAAUCCAAGAAAUCCUUUUCACGCUUGGGUCGUCCAUCUGAUCACUGCUGUCUUGCUUUAUGGGUACUUGAUUCCCAUCUCAUUGUAUGUUUCCAUCGAGCUCGUAAAAGUUUUGCAGGCAACUUUCAUAAACCAAGACUUGCACAUGUAUGAUAGCGAGAGCGGGACUCCAGCUCAAGCACGCACAUCGAAUUUGAAUGAAGAGCUGGGACAAGUUGACACAAUCCUUUCCGAUAAAACAGGAACUUUGACAUGUAAUCAGAUGGAUUUUUUGAAAUGCUCCAUCGCGGGUUCUGCUUAUGGUGUUCGCGCCAGUGAAGUAGAACUAGCUGCAGCAAAGCAGAUGGCGAUAGAUCUCGACGAGGAGCAAGGUGAAGAAAUGAACGACCUUCCAAGGACUAGAGGAAGGAUGCAUGGAUAUGCCAAAAUGCCCAGCAAGAACUCAUCAGAUAUUGAGUUGGAGACUGUAAUCACUGCUACUGACGAAAUAGAUCAGACGCAGUCCACUGGUGUCAAGGGGUUUAGUUUUGAGGAUGAACGUCUCAUGAACGGAAACUGGUUAAAUGAACCCAAUCCAGAUGACAUUUUGAUGUUUCUGCGUAUACUUGCUGUUUGUCACACUGCUAUUCCCGAGGUGGAUGAAGAUACUGGAAAGUGUACUUAUGAAGCAGAGUCUCCUGAUGAAGUUGCUUUCCUUGUUGCCGCUGGGGAGUUUGGUUUUGAGUUUACUAAAAGAACUCAAUCAAGUGUGUUUAUCAGUGAACGACAUUUAGGCCAACCACUUGAAAGAGAAUACAAAGUUUUAAAUGUUUUGGACUUCACUAGCCAAAGAAAAAGAAUGUCUGUUAUCAUUCGUGAUGAAAAAGGGCAGAUUCUUCUACUCUGUAAAGGUGCUGACAGCAUAAUAUUCGACCGGUUAUCCAAGAAUGGAAAAAAAUAUCUGGAAGCCACUUCAAAGCAUUUGAAUGGAUAUGGUGAAGCUGGUUUACGCACAUUAGCGCUCAGUUAUAGAAAGCUGGAUGAGACUGAGUAUUCGAUUUGGAACAGUGAAUUUCACAAAGCCAAAACUUCAGUCGGAGCUGACAGAGAUGAAAUGCUCGAAAAGGUAUCCGAUAUGAUGGAGAAGGAAUUGAUUCUUGUCGGUGCUACUGCAGUGGAAGAUAAACUGCAGAAAGGGGUGCCUCAGUGCAUAGAUAAGCUUGCCCAAGCUGGUCUCAAGAUAUGGGUUUUGACAGGAGAUAAGAUGGAGACAGCAAUUAACAUAGGAUAUGCCUGCAGUUUGCUGCGACAGGGUAUGAAGCAGAUAUCCAUAGCACUAAGAAACGAAGAGGGAUCAUUCCAAGACCCAGAAGCGGCUGCGAGAGAGAGCAUUUUGAUGCAGAUCAUAAAUGCUUCACAGAUGAUCAAACUAGAGAAGGAUCCACAUGCAGCGUUUGCUUUGAUCAUUGAUGGAAAGACACUUACAUAUGCUUUGGAGGAUGAUAUUAAGUAUCAGUUUCUUGCCCUGGCUGUUGAUUGUGCUUCAGUGAUAUGCUGUCGUGUCUCUCCCAAACAGAAGGCACUGGUAACAAGACUAGCAAAAGAAGGAACAGGAAAGACAACCUUGGCAAUCGGUGAUGGUGCAAAUGAUGUUGGAAUGAUUCAAGAAGCUGAUAUAGGUGUAGGCAUCAGUGGUGUGGAAGGCAUGCAGGCUGUAAUGGCAAGCGAUUUCUCCAUAGCCCAGUUUCGGUUUUUAGAGAGACUACUUGUUGUCCACGGGCACUGGUGCUACAAAAGAAUAGCCCAGAUGAUCUGUUACUUCUUUUACAAGAACAUAACAUUUGGUCUGACUCUCUUCUACUUUGAGGCUUUCACUGGGUUUUCUGGUCAAGCCAUAUACAAUGACUACUACUUGUUGAUGUUCAACGUUAUCCUCACUUCUCUCCCCGUUACCUCCAAAAAUUUCAGGCAACAUGUUCCACAUGCUCUCGGAAACCCUAGCACCAGCACCAAUCUACUGGCUAACCUCACUGCUGGUCAUAGCCGCAACAACACUUCCUUACUUGGCUCACAUUUCGUUCCAGAGAUCGUUGAACCCUUUGGACCAUCACAUCAUUCAAGAGAUCAAGUAGAUAUGGAAACUGAUUUUGUUCAUUCAUUAUCUGUCUCAUUCAAGAAUCAAGACUAUACAAUCUUGAUAUAA
Molecule: messenger RNA, 3618 nt
Organism: Camelina sativa (false flax)
Lineage: Eukaryota; Viridiplantae; Streptophyta; Magnoliopsida; Brassicales; Brassicaceae
Source: RefSeq, a predicted model, not a curated record